AUGCAGCCCGAUAGCCACAACUCCAAGGUCUCCGAUGACCCCGCAGCGUCCUCCAACACCGACGCCGCCAAUAUCAAGAAACGCAGGUCGUCCUCCGUCAAGAAGAAGAGGAAGACUACUGCUGAGCCUAUCAAGGCCGAACCUGUCAAGCUCGAACCCGUUGGUGCCACUGCAGCCCCUCUGUUAUCGGAGACCAGGAGCCCCGGCCCGUACCGGGGCAAGUGCCUCUACCAGUCGCGCAAGUGCGAGAACGAGCGCGCCGUCAAGCGCAACGGCAAGCCGCACAACCUGUGCGAGGAGCACCGCAACAAGCAGAACCAGCACCAGCGCAAGUUCGACGCCAAGAAGUUCUCGCGCAAAAGACGCCGAGGCAGCGACUCGGACGAGGACGGGAACAAGCUGCAGGCUAUUCACACAGAAGAAGGAGAGCCCGUGGCCAAGCAGCUCCGCUCCAUCAUCACCACCACCACCCACCAAGAGGCCGAGACGAGGACGCCGUCCCGCGUGACGAGCUCACAACCGAUGGUAUCAACUAUCAGAGGGAUAUUUCCGCCACCGGUGUAUGCUGCAGGAGGAACUGCCCCCGUUGUUGUGGCGCGACUGCCUCCUAUUGCCGCAGUGCAUGCGUCUACUAGCGUUAGCUCCAUGGCGACGGAAGCGUAUCCUCGAGAUCACGUCGUGUAUUCGGAGUAUCGGCAAAAUGGCUACACUCAACGUCCGUACCUUCAGCAGCAGCAACAGGUCUCUCAGGUUUCCGCGGGGUAUUCGCACUCGGAGCUCGUGGCUGCGAGCAUCUUGGUGCAGCCGCAGUCGCAGCCGUCUCCGUCCUCUGUACCAGCUCCAAGACCUCUUUAUUAUAGUAACCAGGCCCCAGCAGUAGGAGGAGGGGGACAAGCUUUGACGACUCCGCGUCCACUGCCGUCGCUGCUGAUGCCUCCUCGCUCCUCGGCGUUGUCCCCGAGUCCGUACCACAGAGUCAGCAGCGGAAUUGUGUCGUCUUCCGCACCACGUUUCUCGCAAGUUGUGGUCACGCCGGUGUCGAGUGCGUCCGUCACUUCAGUGGGCACUACAGUGCUCCCCCCUCUCGCGCCGUUCACACUGAGGAGACCACGCACACCGUUGUCGUCGCCUAACAGCAACAAGAAGUGA
This is a messenger RNA of Phytophthora sojae, 1149 nucleotides long. RefSeq lists its product as hypothetical. The record is from RefSeq and is a predicted model, not a curated record. NCBI's taxonomy places the organism in Eukaryota, Oomycota, Peronosporomycetes, Peronosporales, Peronosporaceae. The transcript has a single exon. Bases 1 to 1149 code for a protein of 382 amino acids.